Plasmodium knowlesi strain H is the source of this 3405-nucleotide messenger RNA. Its product is annotated as conserved Plasmodium protein, unknown function. Lineage: Eukaryota; Apicomplexa; Aconoidasida; Haemosporida; Plasmodiidae. The record is from RefSeq and is a predicted model, not a curated record. The transcript has a single exon. The coding region runs from base 1 to 3405 and encodes 1134 amino acids. Gene Ontology annotation, molecular function: ribosome binding; protein folding chaperone; peptidyl-prolyl cis-trans isomerase activity. Gene Ontology annotation, biological process: 'de novo' cotranslational protein folding; protein unfolding; protein transport.
AUGGUUAUGAAACUGGGAGGACUCCCCAAGGUGUUCCUCCUGGUAUGCUUCAUCCUCCAGCACAUGGACGCAAUUCUUCACCUGAGUAAAAAUCUCCACGUAAAUAAUAAAAAGGGAACAAGUAAGCUUAGUAUGAGUUUGAAGGGAAGGGACGACCUCGUUACGGGGAAAAGAAGAAGAAGUAGUAGUAGUAGUAGUAGAUUCAGUGCAAGGCGACAGAAAUACGCAAAGGUUGAUACUCCAUCGAUGGAUUUCCUCUCUCUCAAAGGAAAAAGAAAAACAUAUCGUCGAAGCAUUUACUGUAUGGGACGCCCCUUGAAUGAAUUUGUUAAACAUUUCCUAUGCAAUGUAGGGAAUUCUGUGUUGACAAGGAAUUUAUUUUUUUUAACUACUCAUUUGGAGAAACAAAAUGGGAAGAGAACAAAAUGGCGUUUCUGCACAGGGGAGAUAUGGGAGAAAAAGCGGAAGUUUGGAUCGAAGAUCGGGACAGUGGAACAGGACAAGGAAGAUACUCCCACUGAGGAAGGUGUACAGAUGGACAUUCAUGAAAAUAAGGAAGAUGGGAAACAUGUGACCACCCAGAAAAAUCAAGAUGGGUCCAUUGGAGAAAAUGAAAAAAGACAAAGGUUAAAGGAAUACAUGCAAAAAGAACUGCUAAGCAUCGAAUAUGUGGAUGAUGAAAAUGAACGCAGUGAAGUUCAGAUGAAAGUGCACAUCAAGGGUAGUCUGAGGGAACAGUACUAUGAUAUGUGCGUAAAAAAAUAUAGGGAAAAGAAAGUGAAGGAAAAUAAAUACGAAUAUUCAUAUUUGAAAGACGUACCCAUUAACAACUUAAUUAAUUAUAUUAAGAAAGAGGACUACCUAGAUAUUUUUCUAAAACAUGUGAAUGAGGAUAUAAUUAUGGUUUAUCAAAAAAUGAACAAUCUACAUUUGAUUGGAUCACCAAGACUUACAAACAAUAUUAAUCACUUAAGCAUUAGCAAAUUUAACGACGUGUAUUUAACCUUCUCAGUUGAUAAAUUUCCAAAAAUAAAAUUUAACAAAUCAUAUAUCAGGUUACCUAUGAAGGUAGAAAUUCCUCCAUAUGCAAAAGGAAGCACUUUCAAGGAAUUCCUAAAAGUAAUAAAAAAUGAAAUGGAAAAAGAAAAUGAAGUUAUAAUAAAUGUGGAUGAAAAUCAUAAGGUGGAUUGGAAUGAUGAUAUUUAUGUUAAUGUGUGCAGAGGUUGGGUCCACAGUGCGAGUAACGAAUACCACAACCAUGUGUGUGGCAUUGAGAAGGAAGACACAAACAAAUUGGAACGACGCGGAGAAGAAAGUAGCAAAGAAGAAAUAUCCGAUGAUACAAUACUAAAUGAAGCAAAGAACAGCGGAGAAAAAAUUAAAGACCUCAUCGAUAUAGAGAAAACGGAGGAAGAAUUUAUUAAUAGCACAGAAAAGUGUGAUGAAAAAAAGGCAGAGAAAUAUACCCUUCAAAAUGAUGAAAAUUUUUUUAAUGAUAAAAAUAUGAAAGGUAUGGAUGAGUGUAAGUACUAUGAUGAAUUUUUGCAAAGCUCUAAAUUUACAAAAUAUUUCAAAGAAGGGUAUCAGCUACCGAGGGAUGUCAUUUCCAUGAAUGGGGAAGUUAUCACGGUGAAGGAGAAUUACAACCCCUUGGGGCUUAACGAGUCUCUUAUUGGAAUGUCCAGAAAUGAAAAAAAGAACGUAACCGCCUACCUCCCUGUGGAUCUGUUUAAGGCGCACUUUGACUCCUCCCCCCAUGUGGAGAACCAAAUGAAUUGCGAAGAAGCUCCCAAGGUUAAGGACAUCGAUAAGGAGAGCAUAAGCAAGUUUAGGGAAGUUAUUUACACAGAAAUUAAGAAACUUAAGAGCCGCAGUUUCUUUCGGGCGCUCGAGGAUAUUCUGAAGAGCAACCAGGAAAAGUUCUUUGACCGGGAGGCACAGGACGGUUUGGGAACUACCGGUGAGGUGACAACUGGUGAAGCUACCAAUGGGGAGGGGAGUUGUCAAGGCCCCUCCCGACGAACCCCCGGGAUGGAGGACAUCGAAUUUAUCCUAAACGAUAAGAGCCCUUUGUAUGAUAAUGAUGACGAGGAAGAAGAAGAAGAAGAAGCGCGAUCGCAUCCGCAGUCGCUACAGACGCCGCCCGAGGGGGAGGUCUCCGGAGAGCAGGACUACCCAGGGAGAGACGAAGGCGAGAAGGAGGAAGAAGCCCAGUUCAACAAAAAUUUCGACAAGUAUCUAGAGGAACUGCUCAAGGAUGAUAUCAAUUCCUUGGACGAGAAGAUACACGGGAAAGGAGCAACUUCAAAGACGGAGGAUAUUCUACUAAACGUUUACGACCCCAGUGAGUACGAGAAAUGUGAAGAAGGAAAUGGAAAAGGGGGCAUAGGUGAAGAAUCAGGUGAUGAUGAAACGAUAAAUGAUUAUAUACUUGGAAAGUGCGAUUUAGUGAAAUGUAUAUUGGAGGUGCACGUGUUAGACAUCAAGUCGAGAAAAAGGAAUGAACAAGAUAUAAAUGAUUAUGUGAAAAAAAAGUACAACAAAACGAUGGAUGAGCUUCAUGAUGAAGUUGAAGAGAGAGCCAUGAAGGACAUACAAAACAAAUGCGUAGACCAGAGGAGAAUGGAAGCUUAUAAAAAAUUAAUGGAAAUAUCAUCAUUAAAUGUACCCACAACGUUGUUUCACGCGCAAGGAAAAAUAUUGUACAGCAGUUAUUUGAAAAAGAAAAAAAUGCAAAGUAGCGAAAAUGAUAAAAACGAAAAAGUGUUAAGUUUUGAAGAAUUCAUGAACAAAUCACAGAAAGAAAUUUAUGAUCAAGUGAAAUUUUCGUUUAUUGUUAAAACAAUUUUCCAAAAUGCAAAGUUAAAGGUAAAUUACGACGACGUGAUAAAGGAUGUAUUAAAAACGCUACUUAAAACGCCAACGAAUAAUGUGAAGUCGUUAAUAAAGAAAAUUCAUACCAUUUACCAGGCACAAUGUGUGCUGGAUUUUGUGUCUCUGAAUGGUGAUAUUUCUUUCGCAACGAAUAACAAGUCGUCUGUCAAUUUUUCAGUCACCAUGAAAAAGGGAUCUGACUACACAAAGGAGGAAUUCCUAAAUGCAGACAAGUCGUUGGAGGAUGCCCAAGCAGGUCCACAAACAGGGGAGGUAUCACCAUGCCCAUCAGCAUCGCAGGAAUCCUCCCUUUAUAGUGAAGGAAGGGUGGGAAAAAAUGAGACAUGUGAGAACACACCAAAUGGGGAACAGCAAAAGGGGAAACUGAAAAUUUUUAACUUUACGGAGGAAUCCAAUUUCGUAGUGGAAAACAAGAAGGAAAAUAGUGAACAAGUGGAGCUGGAAUAUUUUACCUUUAAAAAGGGUGCAAAUUAUACCAAAUAUUUUGAAGAAAAAUAUAAAAAAAAAUGA